Molecule: messenger RNA, 1428 nt
Organism: Penicillium brasilianum
Lineage: Eukaryota; Fungi; Ascomycota; Eurotiomycetes; Eurotiales; Aspergillaceae
Source: the annotation of a GenBank genome assembly
AUGUUCAAAUUAUCAUUCUCCCGGUUCUUUAGCUACGCAACCCUCUUGCCCGCAUGGUCGGUAUAUGUUGCUCUUUAUCUAUCGGACCUAUCAUCAGCUAUCAAGUUCAGAUUUGAUCCUGUCGACGUUAUUGUCCGAGAUGUUGCUGUUGUGGGUGGAGGCGCAAGUGGUACUUAUGCUGCCAUGCGUUUGCAACAAGAUUUCAAUAAAUCCGUCGUGGUUGUGGAGAAAGAACAGACUUUGGGAGGGCAUACGCACACAUACUACGAUCCCGUCUCUUCAUCAACCAUCGAACUGGGUGUCGUGGCGUUUAACGACCUACCUCUGGUACAUAACUUCUUCUCUCGCUUUAAUAUACCUUUGACAAGGUUGUUUUUCAAUUCAAGCCUCCCAAGCAUUGACUUCCGGACUGGUCAGCCAGUCUACGCCCCUGCUAGCCUAAACGCAACAGAAGGAACAUUCGAAAGAUGGAAUCAGAACUUAAUGCGAUUUCCCAACCUCGAUAAGGGCUACAACUUUCCAUUGCUAGUACCAGAUGACAUCUGGCGUCCAUUUGGUCAGUUUGUAAAAACUCAUAACCUGACUGCCAUCGUCCCAUAUAUAUGGACAAUCGAUCAAGGCAUCGGAGAUAUUCUGAAUCUACCCACAAUCUAUGUUGUGAAAAGCUUCGGGCCGCAGAUGCUGCGCAGUUUGUCAACAGGCUUUCUAGCAACUGUUCGGCAGAAUAAUCAGGAAGUUUACGACAGAGCACUAGCGCAUCUGCAGCGCACCGAAAGCGUGCUCCUCAACAGCUCAGUUGUGGGCAUGAACCGGGAUGCUGUCGGACCGUCUGGACACGCCGUCGUUGCCACGCCCUCUGGCCACAAGCUCCUCCAGGUUAAACGAUUUCUUUUUACCAUUCCUCCAAAACUGGAUGUCUUGACUGGUUUUGACCUAAGUCACCAAGAAACGUCACUAUUUUCUGGUUUCGAAAAUAUGGCCUAUUUUAGUGGUCUUCUUCGAAAUAUGUCUAUCCCUCAAGAUACAACUCUUUCUAACAGAGCUACAAACCCUUUCACAUAUUAUCUUCCACGUUUACCGACCACAUAUACCCUGGGUCCAAUACAUGCUCGUUCCUCUCUUACAAGUGUUAAAUUCGGCAGUAAUAUCUCCAUGUCCGUUGAGCAAGUUCGAAGUCAGGUCAUGGAUGAGACCGGUCAAGUUGCUCCUGGGAAGCCUGUACGAUUCGAAAAGGUCGUCAAUCACGGACGGUACGCACUACGUGUCUCGCCAGAAUUGAUUCGCAGCGGUUUCUACCGAAGACUCAACAACCUUCAAGGCCGUCGUCGCUCUUUUUGGACCGGUGCGGCCUGGCAUACUCAUGAUAGCAGUCUGCUGUGGAACUUCACAGAAAUAAUAAUCUCUAAGAUGCAGCAAGAUUGGGCUUGA